Messenger RNA from Hydractinia symbiolongicarpus, 924 nucleotides. Its product is annotated as transmembrane emp24 domain-containing protein 10-like. Bases 50 to 676 code for a protein of 208 amino acids. NCBI's taxonomy places the organism in Eukaryota, Metazoa, Cnidaria, Hydrozoa, Anthoathecata, Hydractiniidae. The record is from RefSeq and is a predicted model, not a curated record. Gene Ontology annotation, biological process: intracellular protein transport; Golgi organization; endoplasmic reticulum to Golgi vesicle-mediated transport. The transcript is spliced from 5 exons. Gene Ontology annotation, cellular component: COPII-coated ER to Golgi transport vesicle; Golgi apparatus; endoplasmic reticulum-Golgi intermediate compartment.
GUACCGGUAUGCCACGUUGACUUGAUCGUACAGCGACAAAGAUACCAAAAUGGCGCAGGCGAAAGAUGUUGUUCUUGUCACUUUCUUAGUUUCUAUUCUAUGUUCACACGUUAACACCUUGUCAUUUACAUUAUCUGCAAGGUCGAAGAAAUGCCUAAGAGAGGAAGUUCAUAAGGACGUCUUAGUUACUGGCGAAUAUCGUUUGUCAGAGGCUCCUAUUAAGACACAUUUAACUGUUAUUGACACAAAUGGUCAUGUAUUGUACAAAAAGGAUGACGCUCAGAAAGGAAAGUUUGCGUUUACAACUGAUGAUUAUGACAUGUUUGAAGUGUGUUUUCAUAGUGAAGGUUCUCAUGGGCAAGGAAUAGAUCGAGAAAUAUUUUUAGAAGUUAAGACUGGUGUCGAAGCUAAAAAUUAUGACGAUAUACAAAAAACUGAAAAGUUAAAACCUAUGGAACUCGAAUUAAAGAAAUUAGAAGACUUAUCGGAAGCUAUUGUGAACGACUUUGCUUACAUGAGAGCAAGAGAAGAACAAAUGCGCGACACUAAUGAAUCUACAAGCGAUCGUGUACUAUACUUCAGCGUAUUUUCAAUGUUGUGCUUAAUCGGAUUGGCCAUGUGGCAAAUAUUUUACUUGAGACGAUUUUUCAUUGCCAAAAAGUUGAUCGAAAAUUAAACCUUCUACAUACUGCAACAAAAAAUAUUAAAGCUACAGCUGCUUUGUUAUCCUGAAAUGGUUGUUAAAUUCCGUUGAAUAAAUUGUGUAUGGCUGGGUGAAAAAGAAUAUAAAAUUUUACGAAAGAACUGUUGUUAAGUAGCAAUAGAUGGGUUUCGAAUUUCUAUGGUGUUAUAACUAAUUAGAUGAUUUUUGCACGUGUUUUUCUACGUUGUCUGUUGAAAUGAAAAAUUGAGACUGUGAACCUA